Messenger RNA from Apodemus sylvaticus (European woodmouse), 348 nucleotides. RefSeq names its product nitric oxide synthase, inducible-like. The record is from RefSeq and is a predicted model, not a curated record. The coding region runs from base 1 to 348 and encodes 115 amino acids. The transcript is spliced from 4 exons. NCBI's taxonomy places the organism in Eukaryota, Metazoa, Chordata, Mammalia, Rodentia, Muridae.
AUGCGCGAAGGGCUGAGCAGCGCUUGCGACGCCGCCCGGCCGCGGCUCUGUCGCUUCCUGCGCAGGAUCUUCGGCCCGAAGGUCGCCAAUCGUGUGGGCCCAGCCAGCCCAACAACACAGGAUGACCCUAAGGGUCGCAGACCUGCCAAGCACCAAAAUGGUUCCCCUCAGCUCUUCACCGGGACAGCCCAGAAUGUUCCAGAAUCCCAGGACAAGCUGCAUGUGACUCCAUCAACCCGCCCACAGCAUGUAAGGAUCAAAAACUGGGGCAGCGGAGAGAUUUUGCAUGACACCCUUCACCAUAAAGCCACAUCGUUCCUUACUCUGACUUUAGAAUUCAUGCUAUGA